CUUUGCUCAGAACUGGGGGGGGGAUGUGCCCCACUUGGGGACCAGCAAGGUGUUUGUGAAGGAAGGGCUCUCUGUCUGCCCCAGAGACUGUGAACCCUGGACCCUCUUGCCUGAGCCCCAUCUCUUGAUGUUGGGGGGCGGUCACUGGGCUCACCUUCCUACCCGGCUGCAGACCUCUUCACAUGUGUCUGCUUAAAGGGAACCGGUCCAGGGCUGCGGUUCAGUGAGUGACUGGAAGGCUGGGAGCCUUGGGCUGGGCUGGGCAUGGACAUGGUACCCAGCGAGUGAGAGGGGCCUGGGGCCUGUGCUCGCCUCUGCCCGCUCUCAGGACCUGCCUGCCCUUAAGGCUGGGCAGAGCCUCCAGGGCUGAAGUGCUCCACGUUGGGGGGCGGGGCCGGGCCCUGGCCUCUCUCUGCCCUUGCCCAAGGGGGACCUGCCCUUCCCUCGUCUGUCCCCUGGCUGGACUGCAAGUUUUCAGGGUGGGGGUGGCAUCCUGGGGCGUUAUGCCACGCGCCCUGGCGUCAGGGCCGCCUCUUGUUCUCUUUCGCUUCCCCCUGAGCCUCGCUGUCUCCUCCUGCCCUCUCCUGUCUGCCGGUUCACCGCUCUCGGCCUUGCUUUUGGCCGCGCUACCGUCCCUGUCUCCUUUCCUGCGUCUGUGUGUCUGUCCUCCUCCACCACCCCCUCUGCAUCUGCCUCGCCCACGCCUCCUCCCUCAUUAGUGAGCAGGCUGCUUGAGGCCGCCUGACUGUGGGGGUGACAGGUGGAUUGGAUUGUCACCCCCUCCCCCUGCGCCUGCUGCUUAUUUCAUGCCCUGCAGCCCAGCCACAGGGAUGGCGCGGGAGAAGGGAUGACAGCUGUCUGCAGCGCCUCCUGCCUUCCCCUCCAGUCCACAGCCUGCGCCCGGAGCAGCCUGGCAGGGAGGGAUGAAGGGCCCGCUUAAUGAGAGAGCUGCUCGCCACGCGGAAGAGCGGGGCUAAAGCCAGUACUCUGUGACAGUGGCUGCCCGCUCAGCCUCUCUGGGCAUCUGCCCCAUUUUGACCAGCGCUGGUGGGGCAGCUCCCAAAGCGGGGUCUUCCAAGCUUGUGGGACGGAGGACGGGACACAGGUACUCCCUUGGCACUUGCCACUGGGAGAGGCACUUCUCUGCUGCUCCCAGGAAGGGCAGCCCUGUCACAACUGCUGCUCGCUUGGGGAGACAGCCCGGCCGCUGCCCCCGCCCCUACUGGCCCCAGGCCACCCUCACACAGGAACUGAGAUAGCAUCAUUCUGAAACCCGAGAAUGGUUUGAAUAUUGCUCAGGUACCCGGAGGUGUUACAUUGGGGGAGGCAGAGGCCUGCUGCUUGUCCCCUGUCCCCCCAAACCGAGACCCCCCCCUUGGGGUACAUUUGCAUACUGUUUGCACUUCAUUUGCAUGUUAAUAUAACCUGCGUGUUCCUAUUGGUCUGGAGAGUGGCUUGGAGAAAUGGCUGUCCAUGGGGUCCCUCUGGGUCUCCCCAGUCUCCAGUCCCCUCAGCCCCUCCUCCUUGUCCAGGGUGUUGUCACAUGAGCCUGCUGCCCUGCGUCCUCUACUCUCCAUGUGCAAAGGCUGCUGUGCGACGACCACCUCUACUCCCUGGGGCUCACCCGGCUGCUCUCUCCCGCCCUUUGCUCCUUUGGCAUCCACGGGGCAGGCCCUACGUCUGCCUGCCCCCACGCCCCACCCCAGGAGGUCCGCCCUGCCUCGUCCUGCCCAGAGAGCACAGCCCCAGUGGGUGAAUCAGAACCAGAAGCAGCUGGAGACUCGGAGGGGGUACUUUCGGUGACAUAGAUGCUGCCAGCCCAAAGAGUUACAGGUGUGGCCUGAGGUCAGGACUGGGCAGGCUCUGUGGCUAUCCGAGCAUGAAGACCAUCUUGGCCACACCCUGUCUCCAUGGCAGCCCUAAGGAGCCCCAAGUAGCCUAAAGCCAGGUCAUCUGGGAGGGCUUCCUAGAGGAGGAGCGGAUGAGAAGGGAAGGAGAAGAGCAGUGGGGCCAGGGCAGGCGCGGGGGAAAAGGCUCACAUCUGGAGAACAGAUGUCAGGGCCUCUGGCUCCUGGCAGCUGGUUAGGUGAUCAGGCAGAGGGCUAAUGAGGGAGGUCGAUGUGUCCAUUCAAGUCUCCCUAACUGGGUAGGAGGGAAGCUUGGACACCACAGGCCUCCACACCUUGGACAGGCUAGUUUCGGGUACUCCAUACCCACCCAGACCCCAGCACCCCUUCUUCCAGCCAGGGCUGGGUUCAUGUUCUCGCCCCAGGGCUUUCUGGGACUGCAACAGUGUGGACUGGGGAGCAGAGGGGCGCAGACUAGUGCAGACCGAGCCCGCUUUGUGGGGGGCUCCUGCCUAGAGAGGAGGGAGCACUGCCACGGCAGGGCCACCUCCUUGUCUGGCAGUGCUGGCACAGAGAUGGGGGCAGUGGAGAAUGGGCCUGGCAACAUGGAAUUAUAACAAGGGCUUUGGGCCGCCUUGGCGGGGACUGGGGAAGCAUGGUGCCUUGAGCCCCUGUCAGGGUGCUCCGUGGGCCCCUGUGGCUUCCCUGUGUUCUCAGCCCUGAUCCCUCUCGCAUCUCAGCUCCCCCAGCAUGAGGCGGGGGUGGGGGGCGGUGGAGGAGAUCAGCCAGGGAGCUGGUUGCCAGGCGACAGUUGCCUAAGCAACCCCAUCCUCUCCAUCUCCAUGUGCUCAGGGCUGCUCCUUAGAAGACUUUAGAGUCUCCCCCUCUGUACCAGCCCACCCGAGAGUGGGAGGGUUGAGGACUAGAGUGGCAGAGGUGGUUGGAGGGUAGAUGGUGUCCAAAUGGACGAGGUUCCGGCGCAGCUGGGAGAGGAAGGGCUCUGUCUCCACAGAGGACAGAGGGAGCCCGUCCUGCCGCAGGAGUGGUGGAAGUCAGACCACAAGAGGGCUUUUCCGGGGGUCACACAGAUGAAAGUCCUUCCCUUCAGCAGACAUUGCCUGAGCUCCUCCUCGCAGGGCAGGGCUGGAGCGGCGGAGCGGACAGGUGGCUGUGCAGAAGGUGUCCUGCAGACCAUGAACUGAGCGCUGGUCCCAGACCGUUCAUGAGCACAGUGUGAGGCGUGCCGCCACCCGCCACCCAGCGAUCCCCUCCCCUCCCUGGCACUGAGGAUCCCCGGAGAAGAUGGGGAGGAAAAAAAUUCAGAUCCAGCGGAUCACCGAUGAGCGGAACCGACAGGUGACGUUCACCAAGCGGAAGUUCGGGCUGAUGAAGAAGGCGUACGAGCUGAGCGUGCUGUGCGACUGCGAGAUCGCGCUCAUCAUCUUCAAUCACUCCAACAAGCUGUUCCAGUACGCCAGCACCGACAUGGACAAGGUGCUGCUCAAGUACACGGAGUACAACGAGCCCCACGAGAGCCGCACCAACGCCGACAUCAUCGAGACGCUGAGGAAGAAGGGCUUCAACGGCUGCGACAGCCCGGAGCCCGACGGGGAGGACUCGCUGGAGCAGAGCCCCCUGCUGGAGGACAAGUACCGGCGUGCCAGCGAGGAGCUGGACGGGCUCUUCCGGCGCUACGGGUCAGCUGUCCCGGCCCCCAACUUUGCCAUGCCCGUGACAGUGCCCGUGUCCAAUCAGAGCUCACUGCAGUUCAGCAACCCUGGCGGCUCCCUGGUCACCCCUUCCCUGGUGACGUCGUCCCUCACGGACCCACGGCUGCUGUCCCCGCAGCAGCCAGCACUACAGAGGAACAGUGUGUCCCCCGGCCUGCCCCAGCGGCCGGCCAGUGCAGGGGCCAUGCUGGGGGGAGACCUCAACAGUGCGAAUGGAGCCUGCCCCAGCCCCGUGGGGAACGGCUACGUCAGUGCUCGGGCCUCCCCUGGCCUCCUCCCCGUGGCCAAUGGCAACAGCUUAAACAAGGUCAUCCCUGCCAAGUCUCCGCCCCCACCCACCCACAGCGCCCAGCUUGGAGCCCCCAGCCGCAAGCCUGACCUGAGGGUCAUCACAUCCCAGGGAGGAAAGGGGUUAAUGCACCACUUGACUGAGGACCAUUUAGACCUGAACAAUGCCCAGCGCCUUGGGGUCUCCCAGUCUACCCACUCGCUCACCACCCCUGUGGUUUCCGUGGCAACGCCAAGUUUACUCAGCCAGGGCCUCCCCUUUUCCUCCAUGCCCACUGCCUACAACACAGAUUACCAGCUGACCAGCGCAGAUCUCUCCUCCUUACCAGCCUUCAGUUCGCCGGGGGGGCUGUCACUAGGCAACGUCACUGCUGUCACUGCCUGGCAGCAGCCACCGCAGCCCCAGCAGCCGCCUCAGCCGCAGCCUCCGCAGCCCCAGCCGCCCCAGCAGCCCCAGCAGCCCCAGCAGCCACCUCAGCCGCAGCCCCACCUGGUCCCCGUGUCUCUCAGCAACUUAAUCCCUGGCAGCCCCUUGCCCCACGUGGGUGCUGCCCUCACGGUCACCACCCACCCCCAUAUCAGCAUCAAGUCGGAGCCGGUGUCCCCAAGCCGUGAGCGCAGCCCUGCGCCUCCCCCUCCGGCUGUGUUCCCAGCGACCCGCCCUGAGCCCGGUGAUGGUCUCAGCAGCCCAGCCGGGGGCUCCUAUGAGACGGGGGACCGGGAUGACGGACGGGGGGACUUCGGGCCCACGCUGGGCCUGCUGCGUCCAGCCCCAGAGCCUGAGGCCGAGGGCUCAGCUGUGAAGCGGAUGCGGCUGGACACCUGGACAUUAAAGUGACGGUCCCCACUCCCCUCUCAGCCUCCCUGAUGAAGAGUUGACAAUCUCACCGCCCACCCCCCUGCCCUGGGCUCCUCCCGCUCGACCCCCACUUCCUCUCUUGUGCUCCGUGUCCUGUUGACGGUUACAUUUGUGUAUAAUUAUUAUUAUAUUAUUAUUAAUAUUAUAUUUUUUUUAAUUUGGAUUCUCGCUUUGGAGGGGGGGAUGCUCCCAUCCCCUCUUUCUGCACCCCCCCCGCCAUUUUCACUGGCCGGGGGAGCUCUUUUUUGCGGGAAGGGGGGACACUUUGCACGUUGUACACAUAUGCUGCAGGAGGGGUGGGGGCCCGAGAGGCAUCUGGGAAAGGACAGGUGCCGGGUCCUGCAUGUGGAGCCCUCCCACCCCGUCCCCCAGACAGAGGGAAAUAACCAAAAAAACUACCAAACGACAAAACCCUUACAAUAGACUGAAACCCCAAAGUCGGCUGGCGUGACGGUGGGUUUGUUUCAGGGCAAAGUGAGGCAGGGGCUCUGGAAAGGGUCUCUGCGUCUCAGCUGUCCUGUGGCCGCAGGCACAUGGGGCAGAGUACCCAAGCCUGGCCUCCACACGCCCCCCUGCACACGCACGAUGCGUCCUCACUGGGUCUUGUGUGAGCUGCACCCCCAAGAUGUGAGGGUGCUGGCUGAGCUUGGGCUGGGAAGGCUGCCUGGAAAUCUGAGGCUGGAGGAGGUUGGAGGCGGGGGCCCCUCUGAAGCCCCUUUCUGGAGAGAAAGAGCCAUGAGGAGAGAGCUGAGAAGGGACAGAGGACUGGGGCCGGGGGUGAGUGGGGUCUCCUCCCUUUCCCAGCGUUUUCUCUAAGAUACACAGUGCAAUAGCUCCCCAUCCCUCAGGUGACACCAGCCCUGUAAAGCUGGCCACCAGCAGGGGGAACUGGGGAGAAGCUGGAGUGAGGUGGCCCAGUGGGAGCCGGCCUCGCCCGGACUGGCAGGUGUGAGCGAGGGCACUGGCUCUCCCUUGCACGUACGCAUCCCAGAGGAGUGCACGCUGGGAUGGGGUGUGAGGGGGGGGUGGACCCAGAGGUCCGAAGGCCUGCCUCCCUCUCUCCUCCUGGGCCCUCUCCCCAGCACCCCCCCUCCACGCCCUGCUGUUGCGCCCUCAUUGUCUCGCUACCUCCUGCCCCAGCACCCAGGCCCAGCGCACCUUCCCUCUUGGCUACUGUAAUUGUAAAUAGCAACCUUUGGAAACCGUUAGCAGUGUAACAGUCCAGGAAACUGUUUUUUUUUUUUGUUGUUGUAUUGAUAUGAAAUGAGAUUCUAUUUUUGUCAAAGUAUAUUGUAAUAAUAAUGACUCAAACGCCCGUACUGUACAGACGAGGUUCUUCUGCUGUUGUCCUGCUCCUCUCCCCUCCCCCAGCCUGCCCCUCUCUGCUGCCUCCCCAGGUCCUGAGACCUCGGGCUGGAUGACAGAUCAAAGAGGAGGGGCCCGGCCCCCACCUGUGAUCCACACCACCCACCCCUCGCCCCAAGGGGCCUGGCCUCUGGCCCUCCUUCACAGAAGCCCAGCUCCUCUGCCCCGAGGCCGCUCCCUUGCGGUUUCACCCUGGUGGGAAGGCAGAGUGGACUAGGCCCGUUGCGGGGCAGGCGACUCUGCCCGCCUCUCUGACCCAGCCGCUGGCAGUAUUCUGACAAGAUGCAGGGGGACCAGAAGCGGGGGGUGGGGGGGGCGUGGGGCUGCAUGUGGACCUGCGUGUUCAUGAGGGCGCCUGCUGUUGUAUGUGAGUGUCUCUGUGCGUGCGCGCGCGUGUGCACGCGUGUCUGCAUGGGUCUCUGAGCCCGUCGGGCCAUAUGCAUGAAUCUGAGGGCGUCUGUGCGUGCGUGCGUGCGCUACCUGGAUGUGUUUGCACAGGGACAGGUGGCUGCUGCGGCCACACACCCUGGCUUCCAGCCCCAUGACCCUCCUCCCUGAGCCCCAGUCCCUUCUGCCUGGCUCCUUCAUCUGUUCUCACCCUCAGCUCCGAUAUUUUUGUCCCGCAGUCAGGAGGGAGCUAGCAGUCGGGCCUCUUUGCUUCUCCCUGCAGCCCCGCCUCUCCCGGCUCGACCCCGUUGUCCACCCAGUACCCACGCCUUCCCACGCAGCUCCCUCUCCUGCAGCCCCGUCCUGCUUUCGGGUGACACUCAGUUCCUCUUCCUCCCUGGUCAGUGAGCCAUCCUUCCUCACAGCUUAACCCCCACCUGCCAAAGGCCACACGGCAUGUCUGGUCUUCCCGCAGGUUCCUAGAGGGAGUUUCAAGAGUCAGUGAGACUUGAUCAGGGCCUAGAAAGAAGACAGGCUGUCGUCUUGUGUAUGUGUGCGUCCCAGAGCCUGCCCAGUAAUGGUGAAGGGCUGAGUGGGUGAAUGACAGACAGGUGCUCAAUAAACGCUGAAUGACCGGCCUUCCCUUCUCAGGCUAUGCCCGCCACCAGCCCGUCCGCCUUCCUAGGCUGGGCUCGGCCGCCAUUAGCACGGGGUGGGAUGAGGCCCUGCAGCUCACGGUGCAAUAUUAACCAGUUUUGCCCUCUGCCUGGCAGCCCUGGCUUUUGAUUACCAUGUAUGGGUGUGUGUGUCCUUUCUUCUCUAUCCCUGGGGGCAGGGGGUGGUCUGCAAAUGAACAUGGGACAUAUCUGUAAUUCAGUAUCCCAAGAGUUCUCCUGGCCGGCCAGAUGAAGGGUCCCUGGGAACCCAGACCUCAAGCGGGGACUUCACUUCUUCCUCUCACAAGCCAAAUUUGCCUCCACCCACUCCUUCCUCCAAGCCCGUGCACUUGGCAGGGUGCUCACGGUGCCCCGCCCCUCCGCAGGCUUCCCACAGCUUUCAGGGACAGUGGGCACAGGACCCCUCCCCCCAGCAGUGACCCCUGGCCCUCACCCAGCCCCCCCCACCUUGGACAGGAAGGACGUGAUGCACCUUCUCUUGCUGAUUAUUUAUUUGUUUGGAGAGACAGAAAUGAUGUAAAAGUGUAUCUAGAAAUAUCUCUAUCUAUAUAUUUUUAACUGACUCUGGAAUCCCCUGGGGUGGGGUGGGGGGUGGAUUUAGGCUUUCAUAGGGGGGAGGGGACAUGGAGCCUGGGAACUCCGCUUCUCCCCUCUGCCACCUCUCUCCACCCCUAAACACUUGGUAGAAGGAAUGGGAUUUGUAUUGGGGUGGGGGGGCUGGAAUGUUAUGGGAGAAUCUGGAUUCUCUGUCUUCCCCAUUCGAGUCCCAGAGGGAGGGGGGACAGGCCACAGAGGUGCCCCACCCCCCGAGCCCGACAAUCACCCACACUCCUGGGGCUGCUCCUGCGUCCUGCGCAGGGCGGGUCCAAGGGUGUGGCGGUCAAUUUGUUUUCAAUAUUUCUUUUCGUGCUGUAUGGUGAUGCUUUCUUAGUAUUCUACACAAUAAGAAAAGACAAAGUCCUCGAGAUUCUUAUGAGUUUUGUUUGAAAACUCUUUCACUAUAUUUGUUGUAAAGAGGUUUACUAUUAAAAGAAAAAGAAUACACGUUUCUGAUACUUUG
Molecule: messenger RNA, 8213 nt
Organism: Hipposideros armiger (great roundleaf bat)
Lineage: Eukaryota; Metazoa; Chordata; Mammalia; Chiroptera; Hipposideridae
Gene: MEF2D
Product: myocyte enhancer factor 2D
Exons: 12
Coding region: 3150-4703 (517 amino acids)
Biological process (GO): positive regulation of transcription by RNA polymerase II; cell differentiation; heart development
Molecular function (GO): histone deacetylase binding; protein dimerization activity; DNA-binding transcription factor activity, RNA polymerase II-specific
Source: RefSeq, a predicted model, not a curated record